Messenger RNA from Cuculus canorus (common cuckoo), 3312 nucleotides. RefSeq names its product RAB9A, member RAS oncogene family (gene RAB9A). Gene Ontology annotation, biological process: retrograde transport, endosome to Golgi; Rab protein signal transduction. The transcript is spliced from 2 exons. The coding region runs from base 163 to 768 and encodes 201 amino acids. NCBI's taxonomy places the organism in Eukaryota, Metazoa, Chordata, Aves, Cuculiformes, Cuculidae. Gene Ontology annotation, molecular function: GTPase activity; GTP binding. Gene Ontology annotation, cellular component: phagocytic vesicle; late endosome; lysosome. The record is from RefSeq and is a predicted model, not a curated record.
ACACACGCGGGACCCCGCCCCCCGCCCGCUCCGCCAUGUUGUUUCUUCCUUCCCCAGCGCCCGGCAGCGGCGGUGGCGUAGCCCGGGCUCGGCACCGGCGGCGGCACCCCCUCUCCUUCCCGUGGGCAGGUCUAGGAAACAGGAGGAUCUACUCCCCUAACAAUGGCUGCAAAAUCAUCACUCCUUAAAGUAAUACUGCUAGGAGAUGGUGGAGUUGGGAAGAGUUCCUUGAUGAACAGAUAUGUCACCAACAAGUUUGAUGCACAGCUGUUUCAUACAAUAGGUGUGGAAUUUUUAAAUAAAGAGUUGGAAGUUGAUGGACACUUUGUUACAAUGCAGAUAUGGGACACAGCAGGUCAGGAACGUUUUAGGAGCUUGCGGACUCCUUUCUAUAGAGGUUCUGACUGUUGCCUGCUAACAUUCAGUGUGGAUGACUCUCAAAGCUUUCAAAACUUAAGCAACUGGAAGAAAGAAUUCAUUUAUUAUGCAGAUGUCAAGGAGCCUGAAAGUUUUCCAUUUGUGAUACUGGGUAACAAAGUUGAUAUUGAUGAAAGGCAAGUGUCUACAGAAGAAGCCCAAGACUGGUGCAGGAAUAACGGCAACCAUCCCUAUUUUGAAACCAGUGCAAAAGAUGCCACUAAUGUUGCAGCAGCCUUUGAAGAAGCCGUUAGAAGAGUUCUAGCCUCUGAAGACAGAUCAGAUCACUUUAUUCAAACAGAUACAGUAAACCUUCAUCGGAAGCCGAAACCCAGUUCAUCAUGCUGUUGACUUGAUUUUUUUUGGUUUUUUUUUUUUUUUUGUUUGGCCAAAUUACUUUUGAUGAGCUCACUCUGUAAUAUAAUGGAGACAGUGUAGUAGAUAAAAUAACAAAUGGGUUCCACGCUAAUAUUAAAAUUCUAAUAUUCUGCUGCUUUCUUGGGGAAGCAAAGGGGAGCACAAGAAAAAUUUCCAUUUGUGAGUGACCCAUUAUUGAAUUAGCAACACUUUCUGUUAAGAAAGGUGUCAAGUAAAACUAUUAAUAUCAAAAUGUAAUUUGCCAACUUUAUUCAAAUGAUAAAUACUUUGAAUAUAAUUAAAACUUGAAAGUUCUAGAAGCACUACUUCAGAGAGACUGUUCUGGAAUUCAGAUGCAAAGAUACUUUUAUAUGUGUAUAUUUUUAUGAAAUCAGCAUUCCAUUUUUGUUUUACUAGAAGUCACUUUCUUAACAAUGCUAGAUAUUAAACCUCAGUCUCACUACAUUCCUUUUGCUGUGAGUGGUACUUCAUCUCUAAUGUGUUUAUUAUAAGUUAAGGCAAAUUACCUUCAGGUCAUCUCCAUUUGCCUAAUGUUGCUAUAAUUUAUGUAGGUUUUUAAGCAGGAAAUUUAUUUUCUACAUAUCUAAUGUCCAUAUUCGUUUCAUUUACUGCCCUAAUACCAAACUCUUUUUCCAGCAGUUUAAUGCAAGAUACUGAUGAUUUUUUUUUAAUACAUGUCUUUGCCUUAAGUCCCAUUUACCAUGUUUCUGAUCAAUAACAAUUUGAGUCCCUGAAGUAUAACCAUCUUUAGUUAAGAAAAAGAUAGCUUUAUUCAGUCAGCUUUAUUACCACUUGAAGGGAUCCACAUUAUGACAAAUCUGUAAGAGAACGUUUAGUUCUGUCAGCCUUAAGGUUCCAAACUUCUCAUUCCUGUUAACCUGAGUUAUGAAUGUGUUUACUAGUAAUCUCUGCACUGUGAAACUAAGGAUUGGCAAUACGUAGAGAACUCAGGAAGCUCUUGACUUACCGUAGAUUGACAGCUUUCAGCCCUAGUACAAGUAAAUACCUACAGCUUGUAACUGAGCUAAAUUUCAUCCUUAUUUAAUUGCUAUUUUAGGAUAUGGACUUACAAAUUUUAAGACAGUGUCUUUUGUAUUACUGUACUCAUUACACUAUGGUGAACAGAAGCAAAUUCUGUACUUAAUGGAUAGUCUUUUCUGCAGUAAUGCAGAUGAAACCACAUGAAGCGUAUUUGAGGCUCUCCAUUGCAGUUAAAUGGUAGAAUACUUGUUGCUGAAUAUUGGCUCUCAAGAGCAUCCACUGUCCUUGUAAUAACAAACCUGAUGGUGCACUACUGCUUCAAUGUGUAAUCUGACUGCUAGCAGGCAUGCGUGUACACAGCUUGUGGACUUCAGAAGGAAGUCUGCGGCCUCUGGGACAGGUUGUGUUAUUCACUAAACUACACUGAUUCUGCUUUCUGCACAGCAAUUGUUUUGUUCCAAUAGAAAAGCCGUUCUUGAGAGUACAGCAACAGCAAGAAUUUUCUCUUAAUGUAUCUGUUCAGUCUGUACCAGGUGAAAUUAUUUGGAAGUAAAGCUUGCAAAACAAAUCCUUGUUGCUCUUAAGACUUUUCUGAAUGUAUUGUGUUCUUGCUUGAACCGGUCCAGGACAACUUUACUCCAUAGAUCUGCUCCUGCUUAAAAGUGACAUCUUUUUACCUUUUGUACAUUCCUUAGUCCAACUAAUUCUUACAGUUCUGCAUAUACAGCAGCAUAACUGUGUUUUAAGCUUCAGUCACCCAACAGCUAAAUAUAGUUUGAGCUGCUACUUCUGUUAUGUUUAAUUUCUGAGUGAAAAGAUCUGUGAAGAAAAUCUUAGCCAAAUUCAUUGUGAUCUUAAGCUGAGAGUGCAAAAAGCUUUAAAAACAAAGAUUGCUUGCAUUGGGGGGCUGUUAAGCCAAUGACAUGAAAUUGUUGUAAGCUACUGCCUUGCUACUUAAAGCUUCCUUUAACAUGCAUUUUAGCAGAGAGUAAGGUUUAAACAAAACAGGAGAUGAAGUUACUGUGACUGGAGUGCCAUAGAUAUGAUUUAGAUAAGAUUGCCAGAAGGAAACAGUUAAGGAUGAGAACCAUUGUGGUCUUUUUGAGCCUAAGUGUCCAUCUGUCCCCUUUCCAUGUAACAUAGUUACCAAGCCUCCAUCUGAGAAAUAGGCUUGAUAAAGUUAAAUAAAACUUCAGAAAAUAUAAGUGUAUUACUUGAGCCUUAGUAACUGCUGUACCACAACUGCACACCAAAAGCGUCAAGUAAAGAUAAAGCGGGCUUUAUGUGCUAUAGUAGAUAAGAGAGAAUUGAGAUCAGGUUUUGUUCUUAAAGGGAGACUGUCAACUAUUUGAACAAAGCAAAAGUAUGAGAGGCAUUUCUGUACUUUAUGAAAGCUUAGUAUCUAUCAUUCAGUAUAGGGGUACAGUAGGCGCUUGCGGCAUACGUUUCACUUCACUGAUUCAAGUACUACUGUACCUCAAGUAUUAGGAGGUCCUGUUAGCAAUGAGUUCUGUAGAGUGACAGAGCAUACGUAUA